AUAUCCCAAAAAUACCUUUUUCUCUCUCUUUCUCUCUCUCGAAGGGGACGCCCUAAUUUUUUAGUAUCUUUCACACUCCCAGUCCCGAACUCAUUUGGCUCUUGUUGCUGCAGAGAAGAUGGAUCCCUUGAGCAGUCUACCGGACGAAAUUCUUACUCAUAUACUGUCCUUGCUUACCACAAAGGAGGCUGCUUCGACAUCGAUUCUCUCAAAGAGGUGGCGCAAUCUUGUAGCAUUUGUCCCCAAUCUCGACAUUGAUGACUCAGUCUUUCUUCAUCCGGAAGAUGGUAAGCGGGAAAGAGACGGAGUUCUGGAGAGCUUCAUGGAUUUCGUUGAUCGCGUAUUGGAUUUGCAGGGUGAUUCUCCCAUCACCAAGUUCUCCCUCAAGUGCAGAGAAGGCGUUGAUUCUGAUCGUGUAGAUAGUUGGAUAGUUAAAGCGCUGCAGCGUGGUGUUUCGGAGCUUGAUCUUUCCAUCGAUUUCCCCUAUUAUUACUAUUAUACUCUUCCUUCCGAGUUGUUCGUCAGUAGUACACUAGUGAAGCUGAAAGUGACAAGCGUCUAUGAUGUUCAUUGGUGGGGCUGUAUAGACGCUUUCUUUCCAAUGCUCAAAAGUCUUCGUAUUUACGCGGAGAAUUUCUUCGACGACAAGAUUGAGGACCUUCUUCUUUGUUUCCCUGUGCUCGAGGAUUUACAAAUUGCUAAUAUGGAACGGGCGAAUUUGGAUGUAACCGUGUCAAGUGCAACCCUCAGAAAGCUAGUUUUGAGCGUCUUCGGCUCCAGGUCCUAUCGAAAUCCAAAGAGCAUUUGUUUUGAUACUCCAAAUCUGCUUUCCUUCACCUACUUGGAGAUGAUAGAAGAGUACAACAACUCAUAUAGUUGCAAUGUCCGGGUCCUGAUGAGUGAUUACUUAGUCAAGAAGUGGACCAGACAAUGUAGUCUCUGUCUCUGA
Eutrema salsugineum is the source of this 949-nucleotide messenger RNA. Its product is annotated as F-box protein At3g03040. Gene Ontology annotation, molecular function: protein binding. Lineage: Eukaryota; Viridiplantae; Streptophyta; Magnoliopsida; Brassicales; Brassicaceae. The record is from RefSeq and is a predicted model, not a curated record.